Messenger RNA from Trichobilharzia szidati, 3637 nucleotides. The record is from the annotation of a GenBank genome assembly. NCBI's taxonomy places the organism in Eukaryota, Metazoa, Platyhelminthes, Trematoda, Strigeidida, Schistosomatidae.
GUAUCACAUUAUACGACGACAACCAAUAGAAAACGUGGGGAGUUUUUGAAAAUUUUGAGCGGUGGAUUGAAUGUCCUCCCGGUGUUUAUGUGCAUAUGUUUCUCUUAUACUAAUUUCUUGAUACUUUGUGGCUUUUCUUAUGGAAUAAAAUGUGAUGUCAGAUAGGGGUCUUGAACUUCGUAUCUGGAAAAAUAAAUUAUAUAAUUUGCAGCGCGAAGCUCCUACUCCACAUGUUAUCCCUUGUACUCAAGCUUUGAAGCACUGUCCACCUCAGUAUGGCAUUGAGUACCACGGCCCAAUAUCACGUCAACAAACAGAGGAAUUACUUGCUAAUGCUGAAGAUGGAUCAUACCUCAUUAGAGACAGUCAGCGUGCUGAAAAUGCAUACACGUUGGUUAUUUGGUUCGAUAAGGUCGCGAAAAACUUCAAACUUUUCUACGACCCUGUAAGCAAGCAACAUUAUGUUGGUGAGACCAAGUUCGACACAGUAGAACUGCUUGUCGCUGACGGUCUCAUCCAUUUUUAUGUGGAAACGCGUGGUGCAGAUGUUUUAAAAAAGAUUGCGGAAGCUAACAUUUAUGAAAAAACACCAUUUUACAAGGUCCGUUAUCACACUUUCAAUGCGCAAGCAGUGGAAGCAUGUCUUAAUCUAAAGUCCUCUGAAAACAAAUUGAUGACUAAAGAACGUCCUCUACCCUCUCCCUUAAAACAUCUCCAUGCUUCUCAGCGCUAUGCAAAUAAUUCAAAACAACCAUUGGCAACUCGUCGGCAGUCAAUGGAUGCAAGUCAUCUUGAUGGGCAUGUUAAAUCUCAAUCCAUUGUCUGUACAAAACCCCUUAUUCGUGAUUGGCCUGAUGAUAAACAUGAAGUUAAAGAUUAUCGUAAUUAUCCACCAUUAGCGACUAUUCAACAGUCCGUGUGCAAUUCACCACAGCAACAAACUAUUGUUACAGCUAUCCCUCCUUCUACCAUUGAAGUAGGAUUUUCUCAUUUAAGAUUAGGGCCACCUCCUGUAGGUAAACACUCUAUUGUAAGCUCUUCACAGUCUUCCUCUGAUGUUGCAUCUUUCACAACACAAACUGUUUCACAUAAUACAAACUUAUACACCAAUUUUCCUGCUUCAGGAUCAAUAUUUUCUGGUCCAAAUUCAUCAUCUAUUAUAUCCUCUGAUCUGCGACCAAUUAAUCAACCAAUUUCGAAUUUUUCUCCAAUAACACCACUGAACAAUGCAGUGGCUUUUAAAACUGUUCCCUCAAGUGAUCAAUCUCUUCCAAUCGGUUCAACUUUACUUCAAGCACCUCUUGCUACUUAUUGCUCUGGUGAUACAAGUAGUAUAGGUUCAUGUACAAAUAGUAACUCUAGUAGUAGUCAAUCAGGUCUACUACCUGGUGUUCAAUCGUAUGAUCUGGAAUCUGAAUUUUCCUCAGAAUCACCUGCUCCAAGACAUACAUCAUCAGGAAGUAAUCUGUAUGAUCAAUAUUUUUCAAAUGGAACUUCUAAAUUGAAUGGAAGUGCAUCAAGUUCAAUUAAACAACAAAGUGAUACAUCCUAUACUACAGAUUCUGAUAAUGCACAAAAUGAUGCUAUGCGUAAUUUACAAGAACGUUAUAAUUUACCGAUUGCUUGUCUACCUGAUCCAUGUACAUUCAUUUCUAAUGUGAAACCACAUAAUUUUAGAAUUCAUACAUAUCGUGGACCACAUUGGUGUGAUUAUUGUACUCAUUUUAUUUGGGGAUUAGUUGCUCAAGGCAUGAAAUGUAUAGAUUGUGGAUUUCAGGCUCACAAACGAUGUGCCGAUCUUGUACCGUGUGAUUGUGUACCUGAUAUUAAGCAAAUGAAACGAGUCUUUGGUGUUGAUUUGACUAAUUUAGCAAGAGCUGAAAAUAAGGCUGUGCCAACACUUCUCAUUAAAUGUAUCCAAGAAAUAGAACGUCGUGGUGGAUUAUUCUGUGAAGGUCUUUAUCGUAUCCCUGGAAAUUAUGAUCUAGUCGAAGAAUUACGUAUUGAAUUUGAUAAAGAUCCAGAAUUGGCCAAUAUAUCUGAAGCUCGUGUACGUGAUAUCAAUGCUUUGACAAGUUUGAUUAAAUCAUUUCUACGUCAAUUGCCUGUCCCAUUAAUCACCUAUGAAGCUUAUCCAGAUUUACUUGAUGUUGUUCGUAAUGACCGACUGGUGGAACAAGAAAAGCUUGAUUUAUUGAAGAAGGUGUUUUCUCGAUUACCAGGUGCUCAUUACGAAAGUUUACGGUACUUUAUCAAUCAUAUACACAGGGUAGCUGAAAAGCAAGAAAUCAAUAUGAUGACUACUGCUAACUUGGCUAUUGUUUUAUCUCCAACAUUAUUAAGUUCAUCGUAUACAGAUCCUAUAAGUUGUCUGGCUGGUACACUAUUUGAACAUGCAUUAAUUGAAUUAUUAAUAAAACAUUGUGCUUAUCUGCUACCACCAAGUGGACGAUGGUAUACAACACCACGGCCGAAUGAAUUAAUUGAUGGUGUUAUGCAUUCACCAUCACAUCGUCAUAGUCAAAUUAUUACUACUACUACUACUUCUAUUAGUAAUAAUAAUAAUAGUGGUUCGAUGACUAGUAUGACACCACCAGCGACAACAACACCAGCAACAGCAACAUCAGUUCCAAUAUCACCGCCUAGUAUAUCAACUUCAUAUAAAAAAUGGAGUUUUUUACGAAGUCGUUCAUCAACAGAUACUCGGCCAAUGCCAACUUUAUCACCGAUACCACCAUAAUGAAUGAGUGAAUCAAUGAGUGAUAUAGGUGAAUAAAACAAUUUCAAUAUCACAUCUUCAACUACCUAUUCUCAUUAUUACUUCUUCUGUUUUUAUAUCAAGGUUUCAUUUCUUAACACAUUCCAUAAUAGUCUUGGAUACUUUCUCUUAACUUCUUUCUCUUAUCUUAAUUACCUACAGAUACACUUAUGCAUCUGUGUAUAUGUAUAUAUACACAAUAUAUGAGUAACUUCCAGGUUUCUUCGCCUUUUUCUUAUACUUCUCUGUUUCGCCUUUCUGUUUUUAAUCCUGUGAAGGCACUUAAUAAGAAGAAAGCUGAUAACUGUAAAUCUUUUAUUACUGUCUUCCGUUAUUGUUUAACUUUCUCUGUUACUCCUAUUACUUCUUCUACUACUACUUCCUUUUUCGUUUGAAUUUUAGAAAUUACAACGAAAACAUACAAAUACAAUAUAUAUAUACAUAUAUAUACAUAUACUACUUAUUUUUGAGUUUACUUAACUCUGAGAAUUAUUGCUAAACUUAUAUUGAUUAUAUAUAUAUAGCCUCGUUUCUUCCCUAUUCUUCUUGAGAGAUGUAUUCAGCCUUUUUCUGCUUUCUUCUAUUUAAGAUUGUAUAUCAUUGAGCAAUCAUCAUAAGAGAUUACCGUACCGUCUGACUGUCUUUUUGUGAUGAAGAUAACUGAUUGAGAAUCAAUAUAUACAUCUCCCACGUUUGUUUGUUUGUUUGUUAUAUUAUCACAAUUUGUAUGAAAAAGUAUAGCAAGGCAAAUAAAACAAUUUGUACAUAUGCAUAUAUAUAAACAUUCAACAUAUAUUUCUGUUUAAUUAUAUGAUCUGUUUUUGUUUUAUCAUCUCUUUAUUUCUCCAAAAUACAAAAAAGGACGAAACUCUAUUGAAG